Molecule: messenger RNA, 3207 nt
Organism: Vespula pensylvanica (western yellowjacket)
Lineage: Eukaryota; Metazoa; Arthropoda; Insecta; Hymenoptera; Vespidae
Product: solute carrier family 52, riboflavin transporter, member 3-A-like
Exons: 3
Coding region: 1697-2986 (429 amino acids)
Biological process (GO): riboflavin transport
Cellular component (GO): plasma membrane
Molecular function (GO): riboflavin transmembrane transporter activity
Source: RefSeq, a predicted model, not a curated record
UUUUUUUUAGUUUCAGAUAUGAACACAAAAUUUUUUUUUUGCUAGUAAAACAAACAAGAGUUAAACGUAACAAUGAUAUAAAUACGCGAUCGAAGACUCCUUGAAACAAUAUUGAAGAUUCGAAUUAAUCUCCGCUAGAUGAGAAUCAAAUUUUGUUGGAAAUAUGAUGAUAAAGGACUGAUGAAGUAUUCGCAUGUUAAAGAACUAAACAACCUACAGAAACUCGACAAAAUAUAGAAGAGAUUUCCUAAAUUUUUCCUACAACACUUGAAGAUUUUAAAAAGGCUUUGUCGUUCGUAUUUACUUAUACUCACAUUUCUGAAGCAUCUUUUUUCUUUAUACAAAAUAUACUUAUAUUGCCCUCUUUUUCAGUAAAUUCUCAGGAAUUUCCUAAAUCUACGAGAAUGAUCUUUGUAAACGUGUACACCGUCGUUCCCCAAGUGAUAACGUUGUCGUUCGUUUUGCUUUUUUCUUUUUAUUAAAUAAAAGAACAUUAAACAAAAAUUUAUAUCUGUCUAUAUACCGCGCCGAUAAAGCGCAAUAAAGAUUAUCAAAUCGAUAUAGAGAGAAAGAGUAUGAUGAUUUUAACGUGGCAACUAAUAAUGAUCUAUCUUGUACAAAAUUAAUACGAUAUAAUUGCAGUAAAUAAGUCUGACGCAAAGCUUAUCAACAAUUGUUUAAAAACAUGAAAAUAUCGAUUGAAUUAUUAUAACGAUGAUUAAUAUUCAUAAGAACAUAAUAUAAGAAAACACAAACGAACGACGACGAUAUUCAAACUCAGUACGAGGAAGCUUCUAUCUCUAUUAUAUUCUCUACCAUUUCUUUACAGCCUAUCGUUACCGGAACUCUUUUCAAUUAAGAUGUAUGUUCGUACUUUUAAGCACUAUGUAUAGCACCUUUGCUACCUUUUUUCGUGUGUUGCGCUGUAAAAUCCGUACAUACCAACACACUCUCUCAACAGUUUUGAGACAUAUACUAAUGUACUUAAACCAUCUGUGAGUCUGCCUCGUCUUUUAUAAAAUUCUUGCUAUAUUCAACUGUAUUUUUGUUCUUUAAUCUCCUUUGUCAUAAGUAUUACGUUGUCUUAUAAAAAAUUUAAUUCAAGAUACGUCAGGUUUGAUACUCGUAUAUUUAUUUCGAUUAAUUUCUAAAAAACAAACCGUAUCUCCUCUCAAUAUCCGCCAUUAUGGAUACGAAGGGAAUUGAUGGUGGGGCGCGCAUGCGCAGAAUAUCGUAAGUACACGCGAGUAAUCGCUCGUGGCAGUCGUGUCAUAGACUUUGUAGUGUGCGGUGAGUGAUGUUGAGGUUAUAAUAAAUUUCAAUUACAUUCUCAUUAAAGAAAAGUUAUUCUACUUCGUUCGAAGAUUUAUAAUGUUUAUAUUGAAUAUCGAAGAUUCGUAAAACGUAUUAUUUGAAAUCAAAGUAUUUAUUUAUAUUAAAUUAUAUUAAGCGAUAUGUAUUUUAUUUGUCAACGUUUUGUCAACGAAUUAUUCGUAUAUACUUUACUAUAUUUUCCGAAGAACGGAAGAUUGUUCUGAAAAUUUAAUAUUAUAAUUUCAUAUUAUAAAAGGAAUAUCAGUGAUUCAAUCGAAACAUUAUUUAAAUCAUUAAGAACAUAAUACGACAUCAGUGAAUUAUCUUUUAUAAAAAAUUCGAAGAAUCGUUUGUACGCUGGACGAAAUAUAAAAGUUGCAAGAUGUUAACCAAAAAAUUAAGUAAUAGAAGAAUAGUGGUUGACAUUCUUGUUUUAUUUUUUGGUAUUGGUGCAUGGAUCGGUAUAAAUGGUAUUUAUGUGCAAUUACCUCUUUUGAUAAAUAAUGCACCAGAAGGAUGGAAUUUACCAGCCCAUAUGGUAAUGCUGGUACAGUUUGCUAACUUGGGGCCAAUUCUAUAUACGUUAUAUAUUAAGUAUACUGCAUGGGCAUAUGAUAAACUAAUCAUAUAUGGAAUGUUAAUAGCAGCUGUACUAUCUACUUUUAUAUUGGCCUUCCUUUAUAACAAAACAUCAGUAAUAUUUGGAAAUGUGCAUUCAACGAGUCUUCUGUCUCUGAUGUUUGUAACAGCUAUUGUUGGAUGUACGAGUUCUGUUCUUUUCAUGCCUUAUAUGAGGAAUUAUCGUGAAAUUUAUUUGGUGUCCUAUCUUGUAGGAGAAGGUCUUAGUGGUUUUAUACCUAGUAUUGUAGCUUUGAUUCAGGGUGUUGGUGGAAAUCCUGAAUGUAAAAAUGUUACUAAAGCAGGAUCAUCUGAUUUAAAGUUUGAACCUUUCUAUCCAGAUCCCAGUUUUUCUACACAGACAUUUUUUAUUUUCAUCUGCGCGUUAUUAUUUUUGAGUUUCCUCUCUUUUCUUGGCUUAAAUAAAUUGCCAGUGGCUAUUGGCGAAAGAGUUAAACUUCCAUCAAGCAUGGAAACACUGCCAACAGAUACUAAAGCUCCACCAAGUUACAAAACAAAUUCAGGCUGGACCAUGUCCAAACAUACAUAUUAUUAUUUGUUAACUAUGAUGGCACUUGCUUGUUUUCUUGGUCAUGGUACUCUUCCUAGUAUUCAGUCUUAUUCUUGUUUACCUUAUGGAAAUGUAGGUUAUCACUUAACAGUAACGUUAGCUUCAAUGGCUGGUCCAUUAGCAAUGUGUUUAGGUUUUAUUAUAAAGUCUCCAAAAAUCGGUCUUCUUAGUGGACUUAUGGGAUUAGUUAUUAUUCUAUCCUGCUUUGUUUUAUUUUUAGCUGUAAAAUCACCUAAUCCACCCUUACAGCAUACAUGGAUAGGUGAAAUGUUAGUUGUAGUUUCAUGGAUAUUAGUUAAUGGUUUAAUAGGAUUUAUAAAAAUGGGUAUUACCACUUUAUUCAGACCAGACCCAGGUAGAGGUUUAUAUUAUACCGGAGUUGCUACACAAAUUGGUUCUCUGAUAGGUGCAAUAAUAACAUUUGUGUUAGUUAAUCAUGUGAAAAUCUUUCAUUCGUAUUCACCCUGUGAUGCUAUGCAUUAACACUUCUUAAAAUUAUAUAAAUAGCUUUCACGUUUUAUGUGAUAUUUCUACUAGUAGUACUUAAUCAACUAUUACAACUAUUUACAAUAUCUUUCAGAUUUGAAAAAGAAAACAACGAUAAAUGCCUGUCAAGUGCAGCUAGUCGGUUAAGUAAAUAGACAUGAUUCAGAUCAUAUAGUGACAAUUAUUUAAAAUAAAUAAAUAAUAUAUUCAUGUGCAAA